Messenger RNA from Wickerhamiella sorbophila, 2424 nucleotides. Its product is annotated as Protein HOS4. Bases 1 to 2424 code for a protein of 807 amino acids. Gene Ontology annotation, molecular function: protein binding. Lineage: Eukaryota; Fungi; Ascomycota; Dipodascomycetes; Dipodascales; Trichomonascaceae. The record is from RefSeq and is a predicted model, not a curated record. The transcript has a single exon.
AUGGAGCCGAGGGUGUUCUAUGGGGCGCCAAGAUCCAGGACCCCGAGCCCUCCACAAGAAGGCUCAGGCUCAGGAUCUGAGGCAGAAACAGAAAUAGAAGAGCCCGUCAAACGGUUCAAGAGGCUACACCGCCGUAUCGACAGCACAGACUCUGUACCGCAGAACAGUGAGGAGCGUCACGAGCGCAAGCGCAGUAAAACUUCUCUACAGAAGGUCUCGGCACGCGAUACACACGGUAGACAGCCGCUACAGCGUGCGUGUGCUCGUGGAGACUAUGAACGUAUCGUGAAACUACUCAAUGAAGGAGCCGAUAUCCUUGAUCGAGAUUACGCCGGUACUACAGCUCUUCAUAGCGCCGCUUUGCAAGGUGAUCCGAAGAUUGUUGAACUUUUGUUGAAAAAUGGCGCUAUUGCAGAUGUCAGAUCUGGUCCAGAUGAGCUAGACACGCCUCUCAUGGACGCAGUGAGCUCCAGCAAUUUGACAGUGAUCAAGCUACUUAUCGAAUAUGGAGCUGACCCCCGAGUCCAAAAUGCCGAGGGUAAAACCACAGUGGAUUUUAUUGAUGAAGAUGCUGAAGAGGCGGGCGAGAUACAAGACCUGUUGAAGCGCGAAUCUUUGAAGGCGCGUCAAAAGGGACCCCCUAUUCAAGAUCCUGCCGACGCGCCAAAGCGCAUGUUUCCGCCUCAAGUCAAAAGUGCCAAGAAGAACGGAGUGGAUAGGGCGUCAGAAAUGGCUGGUUCACGAGCCCGCCGUCGAAACGACCUUUUAUGGUUCGACGUUACGACAAAAACUGGACGUAUGGAAGUAUGCAAACGAGCUGCCCAAGGUGAUGUUGAGUAUAUCGGGAUGUCCCUUGAGCAUGGUUGGCAGCCCUCCGCUGAAGCUUUGGUGCAGGCAGCAAAGUUUGGACACACUGAUAUUGUGGGUUUAUUGCUAGCUUUUGGCAAGUCGCCGGACGAUUUGCACGAGGGCGUGACCGCUUUACACGAAACAGUCGGCCGUGGCCAUUUGGAGGUAGUUAAGUUGCUGGUGGAGGGUGGGGCUGACCCCUCUUGGCGUGACAGCGAUGGUCUGAGCUAUGCUGAUCUCGUGAAAGACUUACCACCCGACGACGAGGAAAGACUGUACAUUGAACAACUUUGCGGCGGCUCGCCUCUAAAGCAGGAAGCAAGUGCAAAAGUAAAGGACAAAGAAUUGAGGUCAAUAGAGGCCAGAGCCAAGGGGCCCAAGGAACCCAAGGAACCCAAGGAACCCAAGGAACCUAAAGAGCUCAAGGCGAAAGAACCUCGCAAAAUCAAGGACUCAAAGCCGAAAGAAGAGGCUACAAAGGAAGAGUCCAAAAUCAAAGAGACGAAGGAAGAUUCACAAGACUCGAACAAGCACUCCAAGGACAAGGUAAUAAGCAAAAAUGCUGUAGCCAAACCAGAGGUUGAACCCCCCUCGUCGAAACCAGACGUCAAAAGUAUAGAAAAAGAGGAUCAAAGCUCUAAAGACACUCGGAGGGACGAAGUUGCAGCCCCAGUACCUCGAAAGAUAAAAGAGGUAAGAGUGCGAUUCGACGAGAAUACAGAAACAGACAGGAAGGAUCGCAAAUCCAUUGAUCGUCCGACACACAGCGUGUCUCCCAGAAGCACGCCCCCGCCUCAGCAGUCUCAGGAAGAACUCAAGCGGCUUGAGGAGUUGGCAGCUAAGCGCGAACGGGAUCGCAAAGCCCGCGAGGUUGAAAUGCUGAGCGCUUUGGAACAGCAAGAGAAACGAGCAGCAGAAAGGCGUGAAAGGCUUUCUGGAGAGUUCGAUCCCAGAACAGUUUCCCCUGUCACCUCUGCGGCAGCUUCCCCGAAUACCAUAUCUUCUCCGGGUGGUCCAGGCCCCGGUCCUGAAACACCAACAUCACAGGGGGAGGAAGUGGUUCACAACUCACCCAGCAGAGAAACCAAGGUUCCCUUUUCUCGCGUAUCGAGUCUGCCUUAUGCCUUGCAGGUUCUCAGUGUCAUGGGAGCUCCUCAGCCCGUCGAGCCUCUGUUGGUGUAUAAAAAGAAGGGCCAGGACUAUAUUCUGGACGUCCAACUGGCUCUUUUCUUAGGGUCGGCACGUUUACAUGCAGACAACCCAGACCUCACUAAAGUUCCUGUGGGGUACGACCAGCCUUCCUUAUGGGGUCUUGUGUUUACGUGGAUGGCACCCAGACGGGCGUCUAGUGACCAGCUUGCAGCGGAGAAAAACAAAUUCGAGGCCCUGAAACUCAACUGGAUACCUUUCUCAGAGGCUGUUAAAGUUGCAGGCUCAAAGCAGUUUGAAACCGUGCGGAUCAGUUUGCAUGCUCCUAAACAUGCUGGGCUUGCGCGAAAUCCUAGCUACGAAAACGUGCCAUUGAGGUUGAUGGCACAGAUGUCAGCCAACCGUGCGUCGUCUCAAUGGCCGUAA